AUGUCGUGGAUCCUUGCGCUUCUCCUUCUCUUCAGAGCCAGCGCUGACGAAGCCACGGACGAGCUUCAGACGAAGACCCUUUUGGAAGCUGAAGAUGCUGCGCUGCAUUUGCUGCAGGCGAAGGGUGUGAAGCAGAGUGAGAAUGUGAGUCAAGUGGACGAGCGCAGUGGCUGGGAGCUGGGGAACUGCCCUUGGAUCAAUGAUGACUGGAAAUGGCACCGCGGAACCCAUGAUGACAACAAUCAGCGCUGCGUGGACAUGUGUGCCGAUGCUGAAAGUCACAAAGGACGAAUCCAGACCUUUGGCUAUUCCAGCUACUUUUGCAUUUGCUUCGGCGGCCGGGUGCCGGAGAACCGACUUUGCGGUGACCCCCCGGGAUCCAAGUGCUGCAAGUACCCACGUUAA
This is a messenger RNA of Durusdinium trenchii, 405 nucleotides long. NCBI's taxonomy places the organism in Eukaryota, Dinophyceae, Suessiales, Symbiodiniaceae. The record is from the annotation of a GenBank genome assembly.